UUUCCCAGAUGUCUGUGUGUACAGCUUGGGCCCUUGUCUUCCUGAGGUCUUCUCUAGUCAACCCAUUUAAAACCUCAGCUGUCUUGCUACACAUCUUCUUCUUUCUCCUUUGCUUUAUAUUUUUCAACGUUCCACGUGACCUAUUUUUUCCUUAUUGCCGCUCCUCUGCUGAAAGUUUCACCAGGGCAGAGGAUUUGUUGGCUGUCCAAAACUGCAUCCCAAUUCACAUGAACAGUGUGUGGCGCAGGCCAGGACCUGAUCAAUAAAUAUGUGAGUGGAUAAAUUUCCUGCUUUGAAGUAACUGUCUUCUAGUGAUGCAACACACUCACUGCUAAUUUCACAUUCCUGGAAGAAGCUGUGAUUUCGGAUACAUCAAAUCUGUAAGGGAAUGGUCUCUCGGUAUGCCAGAGAAAUAUACUCGCAAAUGAAGAAAAGGUCGACCUCGUUUACCUAGUACUAUACUAGAGGUUCAAAGAGCUAUUAAAGUAGCAAUUUGGCAGGCAACGGUGCGCUCUGGGAAGGGGGCUCCAAUCAAAGGUGGGACUUCGGGCUCCUGGCGCCAACGGGGAAAAGAGUCGAACAGCGGGCGGAACAACGCGCUCAGGUGAUCGAAGCUCAGGUGAGAUCCAAACCUGAUUCCCCCUCCAACCUACCCCCGAUUUCCUCCCAUUGGCUGAUCUGCGAAGGACCCGCUCUUCCAUUGGCUGAAAAGAGAAGAGGUAGAGUUGGCUCGGAGAGGAGGAGACAUUAGGGGCGGCCUGUGCGGAUCGUCUCUCAGGUUCGGGUUACUCGUUUGGUCGAUCCUGAGGGAAGUGUCCGGCGCACGCCAGAAGCCCCAUAAACCGAGGGUGAAGAGGCAGCCUGCACUCUGUCACACUGCCCCAGCGCCCUAGGGGCGUUGCCGUACCGAGGUCAAGGCAGCUGGCGCAGACUCAGUCUGCGCGCGGCGCGCCCCCGACAUCCCCCGCGGCAUGGGCUGUCCGAGGAGGCGGAGAGGGAUGACGUCAUCCAGCGGGGCGACGAGCAUUGGGCGCCAUUUUGAAAAGGGAAAAAAAAAAAAAAUCCCUCCUCGGCGGCGGCGGCGGCGGCGGUGGCGGCAGCAGCAGCGGCUGCGGCCGGAGCUGAGCGCUCGGCGGGGCGCCUCCGGUCGGGCGCGCUCGGCUGGGCAAGCCCCGUCCCGCGCUGCUGCCAUGGCAGGAGCCGGAGGCGGCGGCUGCCCCGCGGGCGGCAACGACUUCCAGUGGUGCUUCUCGCAGGUGAAGGGCGCCGUCGACGAAGACGUGGCGGAAGCUGACAUCAUUUCAACUGUUGAAUUUAAUUACUCUGGAGAUCUUCUUGCAACAGGAGACAAGGGUGGCAGAGUUGUUAUUUUUCAACGGGAACAAGAGAAUAAAAGCCGUCCUCAUUCUCGGGGAGAGUAUAAUGUUUACAGUACCUUUCAAAGUCACGAACCAGAGUUUGACUAUUUGAAAAGUCUAGAAAUUGAAGAAAAAAUUAAUAAAAUUAGGUGGUUGCCACAACAGAAUGCUGCUCAUUUUCUACUCUCUACAAAUGAUAAGACUAUUAAAUUAUGGAAGAUAAGUGAACGAGAUAAAAGAGCAGAAGGUUAUAACUUGAAAGACGAAGAUGGAAGACUUCGCGACCCAUUUAGAAUUACAGCACUACGGGUUCCUAUAUUGAAGCCCAUGGACCUUAUGGUAGAAGCAAGUCCACGGCGAAUUUUUGCAAAUGCUCACACAUAUCAUAUAAAUUCCAUUUCAGUAAAUAGUGAUCAUGAAACAUAUCUUUCUGCAGAUGACCUGAGAAUAAACCUAUGGCAUUUAGAAAUCACAGAUAGAAGCUUUAACAUUGUGGAUAUCAAGCCUGCUAACAUGGAAGAGCUGACGGAAGUCAUCACCGCUGCUGAAUUUCACCCACACCAGUGCAAUGUAUUUGUCUACAGCAGCAGCAAAGGGACCAUCCGGUUGUGUGACAUGCGUUCCUCUGCCCUGUGUGACAGACACUCUAAGUUUUUUGAAGAACCUGAAGAUCCCAGUAGUAGAUCCUUUUUCUCAGAAAUCAUUUCAUCCAUCUCUGAUGUGAAAUUCAGCCAUAGUGGUCGAUACAUGAUGACCAGGGACUACCUUUCGGUAAAGGUAUGGGACCUCAACAUGGAGAACAGGCCUGUGGAGACCCAUCAGGUGCACGAGUACCUGCGGAGCAAGCUCUGUUCCCUGUAUGAGAAUGAUUGCAUCUUCGACAAGUUUGAGUGCUGCUGGAAUGGGUCAGACAGUGCUAUUAUGACGGGGUCCUACAACAACUUCUUCAGAAUGUUCGAUAGAAACACUCGGCGGGAUGUUACACUGGAAGCUUCGAGAGAGAACAGCAAACCCCGAGCCAGCUUAAAACCCCGGAAAGUAUGUACAGGUGGUAAAAGGAAGAAAGAUGAGAUCAGCGUGGACAGUCUGGACUUCAAUAAGAAGAUCCUGCACACAGCCUGGCACCCCAUGGAGAACAUUAUUGCUGUGGCUGCCACCAAUAACUUGUAUAUAUUCCAGGACAAAAUCAACUAAAGAAGCUAACUGGAGGACCAAGUCUUGUCUUGCAUAGUUCAGCCGGUUGUUUUUCUGUCAAAGAAAAGGCGUUGUCCUCUCCAUUAAGAACAGAGAUGCACUUCCUCCUUCCCUUCAUAACUGAGGAAAGAAGCGAGCUCGGCAGGAAUCCUGGCGUAGCUUUGCAUUUAGCCCAGGGAGAGAUGCUUGCUGCUGCUCAAGGGGAAAACCCACUUGAAGCAGGAUUGGUGGACACUGCUCAAUAAAGGCCAUUACUCAAAAUAAAUGUAUUUAUUUAAGUCUGAGCCUUCCUUUCCAGUUUAUAGACCAAAAAACUAACCUCCAAGAGAAAAAGUGUUGUCAAAUAUGUUUCUGUCUCCACUUCUGUCCUCUUUCUCUGCCAUCUUAGGGCCUAACCUGUACAUGGUGUAGCCAUUGUCCAUUCCUUACUGGCCCUUCUUACGAGCCAGGUGGGCAUGCCUACCCCUUGGUAUGUGGCUUCUGCCUGAGCAGGAGCAGGCAGGUUUACUCGCCAACUGCAUCGACCAUCACACCUUCUGGUGUAACCACUCAAUAAACAGCACACUGCAAAGUGUUCUUAAAUCCAAACAUAAGUACCGUCUUUUUAUUUGUCUCAAUUGCAUAUCGUGAAAUUAUGCAAAAUUCAAAAACAGAAACUUUUGUGCUUUGGCAGAAGGGUGGGCUAUGUGUAGUACUUCAGAUUCAACGUGUAACUGUCCCCAAGCUGCCGUAACUUUGUUUUGUUGCUGCUGAAAUAGUCCAGGUAAGGUCUGGGGAAGGUCAUAACUGAGUCCACCUGAGAAGAAAACUACACCAUUACAAGGGUAAUAAAAUGCUGCUAUAAAAUUAACACCUGGCUUAAAGUAGGCCUCAAAUUCACAGCUAUUGAAAACAUACAUGCUUUCUUUUUAAAUCUUUUUAAAAAGUACUUUGGGAGGGAAAUAUACUUAAAUAUUGCUACAGCUAUUUGCAUGCUAAAUUUCAUACUGCAUUUCAAGCCAACAAUUAAAUAAUUUAUGUGAUGCCUCCAGUACCUUGGUUUAUUUCAGAAGACUUCCCAACACAGAACAUAGGUAACCAGCACUAAGGAACUGGAGCUGCCUUCCAGGGGGUUUAAUCCAUGAGCUCAGUGUCCUCAAGGGGGAUGUCGAGCCAGAGCUCAUUCACCGUUGCUAAAAUCUAGGUAUAUUUUGAUUAUUAAUGAUACACAAGGACAACAUCCUCACCCUAGCACACUAGCAGAAUGUCACUUUAGUUCACAUUAGGAAAUUGACAACCUAAAGUAUCUUUAUUUAAAAGUAAUUACCAUACUGUAACUUGGUUGUGACACAGUUCAUGUCUGAGGUGUGGAACAGAAUUCUUGAAGCAUUCAAUCCUGGUCCAUAAAAACAGUUCUAGUAAAAUGAGAUUGUAUAUAUUUGUUCCAACUAUUUUGACCAAAAGUUUAAUAAAUUUUAAAUGUUUAACUGGA
Molecule: messenger RNA, 4023 nt
Organism: Cavia porcellus (domestic guinea pig)
Lineage: Eukaryota; Metazoa; Chordata; Mammalia; Rodentia; Caviidae
Gene: Ppp2r2d
Product: protein phosphatase 2 regulatory subunit Bdelta
Exons: 9
Coding region: 972-2552 (526 amino acids)
Cellular component (GO): cytosol; protein phosphatase type 2A complex
Molecular function (GO): protein phosphatase regulator activity; protein binding
Source: RefSeq, a predicted model, not a curated record